AUUUAUUGUGGAGUCGGUAUCCUGCAAUGUCUCAGGAUUUUCAUUAAUUAUGGAGUUCAGUGAAUAUGAGUUAGCAGACAACCCUCGCUACAGUUUACAGGAAGAGGAGGAGGAGGAAGAUGAACGGGAAUGGUGUUGUGCAGUUGACUACGUUGACAGCAGCCCUGUGUCUCCUGCUCCUGUUGCUGCAGCAAGCAGUGACUUGACAGGUAAUAGCCAUAAAGAUUCAAUCCAAGACACCUCUGACCCAGGAUACAGAGUGAUUGUGCACAUUGAUCUGGAUUGCUUCUAUGCUCAGGUGGAAAUGCUCCGAAACCCUGAAUUUAAAGGCAAGCCUUUAGCUGUUCAUCAGAAACAUAUGGUGGUCACUUGUAAUUAUGAAGCCAGGAAAUGUGGGGUUAGUAAAGUAAUGUCAGUCUUUGAAGCCUUAGAAAUAUGUCCAGAAAUGGUUCUUAUCUGUGGAGAAGAUUUGACAGACUACAGAGAAAUUUCAUACAAAAUCACAGAAUUACUGGAGGAGUUCACUCCGUUUGUCGAAAGACUGUGCCUUGAUGAGAAUUUUAUCGAUAUAAGUCAACUGGUGGAGAAGAGACUACAGCGAAUAGGAACUGGUGGUGUCAUCCCGGCAAACGUGUUUGUCUCUGGUCAUGUGUAUGGUAACCAAACAUUAAACAUUGCUGAUGCAAGACAUGUCCGGCUGGCUCUCGGAUCCCAAAUUGCAGCAGAAAUGCGAGCAGUAAUAUUCAACGGGGUGAACCUUACAGGAUCUGCAGGAAUUGCACCCAAUAAAUUAUUGGCCAAACUGGUGUCAGGGGCAUUCAAACCAGACCAACAAACAACAUUGCUUCCAGAAAGCAUUCAAGACUGCAUGGAAAGCCUAACGCAUCCCAGACAAGUGCCUGGAAUUGGUCCAAAAACUGCCAAGCGACUUGGGUAUCUCGGAAUUAAUAGUAUUCAUGGGCUACAGACAUUCCCUUUAGAUCAGCUAGAGAAGGACCUGGGAGUGUGCACAGCUCAACGAAUCCACAGGCUCAGCUUUGGCGAGGAUGACUCCUGUGUGGUUGCGAGAGGACCACCCCAGUCCCUCAGUGAUGAAGAUACCUUCAGUAUGUGCUCCUCAUUAGAUGAAAUUAGAAUGAGAAUUGAAGAGCUGCUGAUCAGUCUUCUAAUCAGGUUGCAUAAAGAUGGACGUGUACCACGGACCAUUCGGCUUACAAUUAGACGAACUACAGCUUCCAACAAAUGGUUUAAUCGGGAGAGUCGACAGUGUCCUAUUCCAAAUCAGCUAAUGCAGAAAAUUAACACAGGUCCCUGUGACACAGUGAUUCCACUGGUUGAAAUCCUAAUGAAGCUGUUUCAAAAGAUGGUGGAUACAAGAUCUCAGUUUUAUGUCAGCCUUCUCAGCGUGUGCUUUGCCAAGCUUGUUCAGCCCACUUUGGCUUCACCCAUCAAGGGAUCAAUCGGGUUCUAUUUGACCCAGAAAUCCCCAGGAAAAUCAGACUUGAGCCCAAAUGGGAAAGCACGUAGACAACUACUCAGACAGUGGAGAGGAUCUGAUGAUGCUGAUCCAGGUGAAAAUACUGCAGGUCCCUUGCAAGGGAUGGAAAGUUACCAAGAGUCUCUCUGGGGAAUAUCAGACCAUGUUAACCCAAACCUGACGUGCUCAGAUUCUAACCUACCACCUGGAAUUGACGUUGAUGUAUUUAAAGAACUCCCAGCUAAUAUUCAGAAGGAAAUUAUUGCAGAUGCCAGCUCUUCAAAAGGCCAGCUGAAAUGCGACAGUAAGAAAGAACAGUUUACAGAGAAAGAGCUGAAAAAAGGCACCUUCCUGUUCAGGUCCCUAACAGAAGAACAAAGGAAACUUCUGGUACCACCAGACAUUGACUGUCGUCCAAUCACUUCUAGCUCAGAUCCUCCUUGUUUAAACGUUCCCAGCAAUCUACCACAUGAUCCUGAUCCUCAACCAGAGCAGAGUGCUGUUACUGACAAUGCAGCCUCUGUGCAAGACUGCCAACCCUCUGGUAAAAUCUUGGAAUUGGGUGAUGUGGAAUGUGAGAGGCUUACCCUUCCAAACUCAGGACCCAUACCCUCAAAUGUGGAUCCAAACGUGUUUUCCGAAUUGCCUGCUGAGCUUCAGAACGAACUGCUGACCGACUGGAAACAACGCAAGAUAGUGCCUAAGAAAAACACUGCUAAACUGGCCAGUAAAGUAAAAACCAAUGCAGGAACCAAUGCUAAAUCCCCCAAAAAGGUUACCAAGUCCAACAGUAUCCUGAAGUAUUUUAACAAGAAUUAGCACUCCAGCAUUACUGAAAGUUGACGCCUGACACCACAAUCAGGAUUAAAUUCUAAUAAAACUGAAAGAGUCAGGAAUGACAGCACUGGUGCUGGAAAUUCAGGCAAACCACAAGAACUACUGAUGUGGUGAAAGGGAAUUCCCAUCUGCGUGCAACAGGGUGAAUUCUUCUGAUGUUUGAUGCAAGGGAUUUUAGUUUGAAGAGUAAGGGGAUUUUCUUUUCCCUUUGUGUGAGUGAUACCCAACCCUGGAAUACUUGAUACAGAUGCGAUGUUUCAAAAGUGAUGGAGUGUUCAAAACUGAGUUACAUAAGUAUUUCCUUUUCUUUUUGUUGUGUGAUUUUUGUCCUUUUCCCACAUAGUCUCACCUCAUCACUCACCGCAUUCCCAUAGAGAGGACAGAGAAGCAGCUAGUCUCAAUUAUUAACAAUGCUACUGAAGUUUGAGCUCACCCGAACCCUGACCACAUGCUUUGGAAUGCUUUCCUACUAGUUCAAAGGGAUAGAAAAUGUUUCCUGACACAAUGCAAGCACUCCCCAAUUCAAGAUUGUAUUCUUAAAGUCUGGGAGUAAGUGACUUCUAAAAGGAGCAGUUGAAGAACGUGUUUGUUGUAUGAGAAAGUUCAGGACUUUCAUCUCAAAAAACAAAGUUGAUUCAUUAUGCACUUGACUGCACUCAUAACAUAAAGGUGGAAUAGCAUGACUGAAUCAAAUGGUUUUAAAAUCAGUGUUACCAGGCAUGUGUUAAGUUAAACUUUUGAUGCCUUUCACAUAAAAACGUUUGAUCUGUACCAGAGCGUGCAGUUUGCAUUCGUGUUGUU
Molecule: messenger RNA, 3115 nt
Organism: Hemiscyllium ocellatum (epaulette shark)
Lineage: Eukaryota; Metazoa; Chordata; Chondrichthyes; Orectolobiformes; Hemiscylliidae
Gene: poli
Product: polymerase (DNA directed) iota
Exons: 9
Coding region: 50-2296 (748 amino acids)
Biological process (GO): translesion synthesis
Molecular function (GO): DNA-directed DNA polymerase activity; damaged DNA binding
Source: RefSeq, a predicted model, not a curated record